CAGUACCCUGAGUGUUGAUACCGUUCUCUCUUUCUGAGCAGCUGUAGAAACAGCAGAUGGAAAAUAUGCUCAGAAGUUGUUUAAUGACCUUUUUGAAGAUUAUUCCAAUGCUCUUCGUCCAGUAGAAGACACAGAUAAAGUCCUGAAUGUCACGCUGCAGAUUACCCUUUCUCAGAUUAAGGAUAUGGAUGAAAGAAACCAAAUUCUGACCGCCUAUCUAUGGAUCCGCCAAAUCUGGCACGAUGCGUAUCUCACGUGGGAUCGAGACCAGUAUGAUGGGCUGGACUCCAUCAGGAUUCCCAGUGACCUGGUGUGGAGGCCAGACAUUGUUCUUUAUAACAAGGCUGAUGACGAGUCUUCAGAGCCGGUAAAUACCAAUGUGGUCCUGCGGUACGAUGGACUCAUCACCUGGGAUUCACCAGCCAUCACCAAAAGUUCCUGUGUGGUGGAUGUCACCUACUUCCCCUUUGAUAACCAGCAGUGCAACCUGACUUUUGGUUCCUGGACCUACAAUGGCAAUCAGGUGGACAUAUUCAACGCUCUGGACAGUGGAGAUCUCUCGGAUUUCGUCGAAGAUGUGGAAUGGGAGGUCAAUGGCAUGCCUGCCGUGAAGAACGUGAUCUCCUACGGCUGCUGCUCUGAGCCUUACCCAGAUGUGACCUUCACCCUCCUUCUGAAGAGGAGGUCCUCAUUCUAUAUAGUCAACCUCCUCGUCCCUUGUGUCCUCAUAUCUUUUCUCGCUCCCUUGAGUUUUUAUCUUCCAGCAGCCUCUGGGGAGAAGGUCUCCCUGGGAGUGACCAUCCUAUUGGCCAUGACUGUGUUUCAGCUCAUGGUGGCAGAGAUCAUGCCAGCCUCAGAAAAUGUCCCUCUGAUAGGAAAAUACUACAUAGCCACCAUGGCCUUGAUCACAGCCUCCACGGCCUUGACCAUAAUGGUGAUGAAUAUCCACUUCUGCGGGGCCGAGGCCCGGCCCGUGCCUCACUGGGCCAGGGUGGUCAUCCUGAAGUACAUGUCCAGGAUCUUGUUUGUCUACGACGUGGGGGAGAGCUGCCUCGGCCCUCGCCACAGCAGGGAGCGGGACCACCUCCCCAAGGUGUAUGGCAAACUCCCAGAGUCCAACCUGAACACAGCCAGGAACAAAGACCUUCCCAGAACAAAGGAAAUGAACAAACUCUUAAAGAAUGACCUGGGGUGCCAGGGUGAGAACCCACAGGGUGCGGAUGGUUACUGUGCACGGUAUGAAGCGCUGACAAGAAAUAUCGAGUACAUAGCCAAGUGCCUCAAAGAUCACAAGGCCACCAACUCCAAGGGGAGCGAAUGGAAGAAGGUUGCGAAAGUCAUAGACCGGUUUUUCAUGUGGAUUUUUUUCAUCAUGGUGUUUGUGAUGACUAUUUUGAUCAUAGCAAGAGCGGAUUAGGAGAUAUUUGAUACCUGGGGUGAAAUCAAUAAAAUUCCCUGCGAUCUCCUCCAGUGUUCUUUUAAGCCAGAUUGUUGUUCAAAUGUAGUUUAGGGGUUUUGUUGUUUGUACUUUUUAUUUUUGACUUCAAGUCCACAUUGCAGCUAUCUGUCAGGUUAAAAGGCGAUCCAAAAGUUCAAAGGCCGGGAAACUGGAGGAAAUAAGGAAAGACUCCUUUCAUAACCUUCCAGAAUGUUGGGUGACACCUCUAAUUGACACAACUAUUCACCUCUUUUGCUGUUCAGAUAACAAAGCACUGCAAAUUAGUGUUUAAAAUUUAAAGGAAAAAAAAAAAAAGAAAAAACAAGACAAAAACGUUUUCCCAUUCUUCCCUUAGUUCAUACUAAAAUAUGCUUUUUGUUGUUGUUGGAAAAUUCUUCCUUUAAUUGAAUCUAAUGACAUCUCUUAGACUUUUCUUUGACUUAGCUUGUCAUCAUGGUUAGCUCUGACAAAGGGUUUCUCCUGAGCAAAUAUUUCCCCUUUAGUUCCCUCUUUUCUCAACUCACUUUCUAAAACAUGCUCUGAGAAUGAUUUAAGUCUCAGUGGUAAGUUUGCUAGGCAGGGUACAUUUCAAGCCAAAUCUCAAGUGGUAGAAAAAAGGUUUUGUCCUACAUGAAGUUUAAGGGUCAGCAAUCCAAAAGGGAAGAGAAUUUCUUUUAUGUUGAUGUCUACAUGUUGGUUAUGUUGUAUAUAAACCCUAAAGAUGAGGUCAUUCCCACAUUAUCUUUUCUUAAAAUAAGAUAAAUAAAGUUGUUUCUACAUUUAGUCUCUGACUAAAAUAAGGUCAUCAGCAAGCUGAGCUCAUUCGUUCAACUAUUCAAACAUUUAUUUUCUCCUACAUAUAAUAAAGCAACAUGAUUUGUAUUUGCAUUGGCUAGCACGGCAAAUCUUGUGAUCAUCACCACAAUUCUUUGAGAUAGGCAGGCAGAUAUUGCUGUUCUUUCUCAGAGGGAGAAACUGUAGCUUAGAAAAGUGGGUGUAAGUGACCUACAUCCUCAAUGUCCAACUAGGCUGGGAUUCAACUCUUGGUACUAUGGCUCCAAGUGGGACCAGAGUUGCUGAAGCCACACGGCUUUUGACCACAACAGAUUGUAACUUAGAAGAGACUAGGGAUUUUCAUUCUUUAUUCUAAACUUUCUGCCUUAAUUUACUUCCUGUGUAUCUCAAUUCCUUUCCUACUUUCAAUCAAAUAUACCUUCAAAGGUGGCCAUGCCUAAUUUUCACAACCUGUGUGUGUGUGUGUUAAGUUACAGGGCAAUGAGGAAUUAAGAUUGUAGAUCAAAUGACCUUAAGAUGGGGAGAUUAUCUUGGAUUAUCCAGGAAGGUCCAGUGUAAUCAUGAGGAUCCUUAUAAGUGGAAGAAAGAGGCAAAAGAGGGUACCAAAGAGAUGAUGUCAUGAGAAGGACCCGACCAAGGUUGCUGGCUUUGAAAAUGGAGAAAAGGAGCCAUGAACCAACAAUAUGAGUAGCUUCUAGAAGCUAAGAGAAUUCCUUUUUGCCUCUCCUUUUCUCAAUUAUAAUCUGACGUGGCAAAGAAACACAUUGUUCCCAAGAGCCUCUGGAAGAAAAGCAGUCAUGUUGAACACUGAUUUUAGCACAGCAAGACUCCUUCCAGACUUCUAACCCUCCACAACUCUGAGAUAAUAAGUGAUUUUAAGGCACUAAGUUUGUGACAAUUUGUUAGAGUGGUAACAGAAAGCCAAUACAGUUCUCAUGAGCAUUACUGUGUGCUAUGGUGUCAGUAAGUCUCUCUACCAGUGCGUUGGAGGUUUAGACCUCAGGGUGGUAGUAUUGGGAAGCGUUGGAACCUUAAGAAAUGAGGUCAAGCCAGGUGUGGUGGUGCUUGCCUAGAAUUCCAGUGACAGGAGGCUGAGGCAAGAGGCACAAGUUCAAAGCCAGUGUUAGCCACUUGGUGAGGCCCUGAGCAGCUUAAUGAGACCCUGUCAUAAUAAAAAA
Molecule: messenger RNA, 3411 nt
Organism: Marmota monax (woodchuck)
Lineage: Eukaryota; Metazoa; Chordata; Mammalia; Rodentia; Sciuridae
Gene: Chrna9
Product: cholinergic receptor nicotinic alpha 9 subunit
Exons: 4
Coding region: 185-1417 (410 amino acids)
Biological process (GO): regulation of membrane potential; signal transduction; nervous system process
Cellular component (GO): postsynaptic membrane; synapse; neuron projection
Molecular function (GO): acetylcholine-gated monoatomic cation-selective channel activity; transmembrane signaling receptor activity
Source: RefSeq, a predicted model, not a curated record